UCCCGUCCACAAAUCAGGCACAGGCCCUUGGUCUGGGAAGACGCCAGACCAAGGGCGCAGUCCUUGGUCAGCUAAGUUGCAACUUGGGGGCCUGAGUUCUGCUCUCACUCAUGCUCCCUACCAGCGCCCCCCGUGGUGCGCACCUGGAGUCUCCCCCGCCCCCGCACCUCCUGCCCACCCCGCCCCGGCCCCCAGGACAGCCAAGCUCCUGCCGCAUGCGCACCUCAGCUGACCCAACCCCCAGCAGCCGGUGAUAAACCCCCAGAGAGCAUGUAUCCGGACUCUAGUCCUGACCCGACGCCAGAGUCGCCCUAACGGUGCCACAUUGCGGGCCGCCGCUUCUAGCCCGGAGUCCAGAGCCGGGGUCUCGGGAGAUCCAGGACAGCCUCCGCUGAAGGCACAGCCUCCUGGACAGCGGUCGGAACAUGAAGCCUCAGCCGCAGCGUGGCCACAAUGCCGAUGCCAACACCGACGCGGCCGUCGUGGGCUUCCUCAGGCUGGGGGUCAAGGAGAAUCGGGAAGAAGCUCAUGAGGCUGAGCCCGCGAAGGUCUCGCUUCCUGGAGAGAGGGGAGAGGAGCCGAAGGCUCAGUCCGAACCUGAGCAGGGAGCAGCCGCGGAGGGGAAAGAGGCGGGAUAUGAAGGAGAAGAAAAGGAAGGCGGCGAUGUGGGCGCGGGAGAUGCGGGCCCCCCGGAUGGGGAAAGCCGCGAGGCCAAGGCUGAGGUAGAGGCUGAGGCGGGCGCGAGCGGCGGCGAAGGUGGAGAGAAGGGCGGGGAGGAGCAGCGCCCGGGAGCCGCCGUCGAGGUUCGGAAGGCGGCAGACAGGCGCCACCGAGUCUCCCGGCACACCUUCACGCUGGAGCAGCUGCGGGAGCUGGAGGCAGUUUUCCACCGCACUCCGUAUCUCAACGUGGCCACGCAACAGGAGCUUGCAAGACGCAUGGGAGUGACUGAAGAUUGAAUGCAGGUGUGGUUUAAUCAUAGAAGGGCCAAGUGGAGGAAAUAUCAGAGAGCACUGAGGUUCAGAGAUGCGCCGCCCCUGCUCCCGGCCCACCGUGUGGUCAGCAACAGGGGUGGACCCUGCAACACCGUCCUCAUUCAGGAGCUGAAUUGUGUCUGGGCCCUUCUGGAGCCGAUACCCUGGAGCUGAUGCCCUUGCCGCCCGUGUCCCCCUUGAUGCUGCCCGUGCCGCCCUUGAUGCCCAUGCUGCCCUUACCCCCUCUGUUUCUGCCUCCUCUGCCCUGGAUUCUACCACCCUCCAUUCACUCCAGCUGCCCUCACGGCCUUGCCUGGUCCCCUACCACCAGUGGCCUUUCUGUAGCCCCGUUUCCUCUUGAAUGGUCUCCAUGACAGCUUUGUCGAAAGUGCCUUUGAGCCAGAUUGAAGUUCUGAUACCUCAGCAUCAAGCACACAGGGCCUGCCACGUGCCUGCCAAGUGUGCUACAUACACGUGCCGAGUCAUUGACCCACUAUUUUAGGGCGCGUUUUCUGUGUUUUCAAUAAAGUUGUGAAUUCUCUGCAUAUUUGUUCUGUGUGUCACAUGGGGUUAUUGCAUCUGAUGGAAACUGCUGAUCCACAGUCACCAUCAGUAGACCACACACAUCUCUGAAGUAUCCCAGGUGCCCAGGAGGGGUGUAC
Messenger RNA from Bubalus bubalis (water buffalo), 1636 nucleotides. Its product is annotated as rhox homeobox family member 1. Gene Ontology annotation, molecular function: DNA binding. Lineage: Eukaryota; Metazoa; Chordata; Mammalia; Artiodactyla; Bovidae. Bases 426 to 959 code for a protein of 177 amino acids. The record is from RefSeq and is a predicted model, not a curated record. The transcript is spliced from 4 exons.